UUUAUUAUUGUUUUCAUUUUACCCACGAAAACGUAAACGUUCGCUAUUUUUGCCCCAUUGUUGUUGCUUUUAUUCUUAAGUAGCAAAGUCAAGAGCUAAAAAUAUUUCCAAAAAUAUCGUCAUCAAACGCACAGAACAGCGGUCAGGCGAUUUGACAAGAUCAAAGAUGGGAAUUAUAUUAGCAAAAUUUCGGAAAGAGAAAUCCACGCAGGAGGUCCUCGAAGAAUUGCAAGGAAAAAUAGAUGAGUUGGAGGACUUCACCUAUAAUACACAAGAACAAAAGAAACGGAUUGUUGGCAAUUUUCUGGCCGUAUCCAUUGGCAUAUACAUAAUUGCUUUUGUUGUCUUCUAUUUUGUAUAUUUUCCACCUACAUGGAGGGAUCGUAUAGUAUAUUCCAUACCGCUGUUGCUGUUUCCCAUCAUUAUUAUCUUCCUGCGUCAUUUAUUCUCCUGGUAUUACCAGCGAAAGCUAAACAAGAACUCGAAAAAAUUAACUGCCUUAAGGGCCGAAAAGAAGAAAAUUCUCGAACAAGUCAUGGAUAAGGAGACCUAUAAAGUGGCUGUCAAUCUGUUGGCUCGUUUUGCCGAUAAACCUAGUCGGACAACUUUUAGUGCCACCACAUCCAGUUUACGCACACCUGCAAAAUUACCACAAACAACGUCUUCACUGAAUCGCUCCUUACCCGUAACUGCAAUGAAAACCACACAAUUGGCGUUAACAUCGCCGGCGGCUCAAAAGACUUCAUUAGGAGCUGGUAACACUUCUACCAUAUCAAAUAAUAGUCCACGAACUGCAACUACAACAGCGCUAUCGCCACUUUAUGACAGUACCGCAAAUCAAAGUGGCCAGUUAGUGCGUCGCCGUACGCCUUUUCCUGUCGUCAAUCAAAAUGAAAAGGGUGUAUUUGAGAAAAUUGUCGAUGUUUUAAUUGGUGAUGGACCGGGAGAUCGUUUUGCCAUGAUUUGCAAGGAAUGUUAUGCUCAUAAUGGUAUGGCCUUGAAGGAGGACUUUGAAUAUACCACAUUUAGAUGUGCAUUCUGUAAUGCUCUGAACCCGGCCAGGAAGGCAAGACCGGCUGCUCCACGUUUGACGCUUAAUGCAAAUACACCCCAGGCUGGUGCUGCUAAUGCUUCUCACUCUUCAUCAGACGAAAAAGAUGAUUCAGAUGAUGAUCUAUUACCCGUAACUGCAACACAAUUUACAACGCCCCUAACUAGCAUGACUACACGUAAUGCCAAUGUAGAUACUUCAUCAUCUUCGGAAGAUGAGGCUAGCCAACCAAAAACAGUUAACAAACCGUUGCUAGCCACAAAACCAGCAGAUGGGGAAGAGAAACAAGAUGAAGCCACCAACAGUGAUGUAAAGUCUGAAAAGUUAGAAAAGUCUGACUCGGCCAUAGAUGAUGUGACUAUGAGUCCGAAAGAAUAGAGAAGUUAAAGCUAUAGCACUAAAAACUCACCAGCCAAUUAACGUUGAAUUUAUUAACCUUUUGCUAUUUUUAUGCAUUUUGUUACUUAGUAAUUAUUUUUUUUAAAUAAUUAUAUUUUGUAUUCUCUUCAUUUCUAAUAUUAAUAGUUAAGCAUUUCUUCUAUCCAAACCUUUUUAUACAUACAUCGUUUUUAUUUAAAAUUUAUAAUUUUAUUUAAUUAUGUUUUUCCUUUUUAACAAUUUUAAUGCAUUGCUUUUAAGAUGUUUAUUAAUUAGCACUCUUUUGUGGAGAACCAAGCCUUAAUAUAAUAAUUUAUUAUAGAUUUUGUGCAUAAUGAAAUCACCAAUCCAAAAUAUAUUUUGAAAUCUGUUUAUUAGAUAAUAUCCAAUUGAAUUAAGAACUAAAGAUUUUUAAUUAUAUUUUGGUUAGAUGGCAAGGAAUAUUCAAAAUAUUCAUGCCGCCUCUUGUCUAAUGAAGAAAACAAAUUGUAAAUUAUGAGUAAAUUAAUUUAAAAUAAAAACAAAAAAUCUGUAAAAAUUUGGAGAAAAA
Messenger RNA from Musca domestica (house fly), 1979 nucleotides. RefSeq names its product endoplasmic reticulum junction formation protein lunapark-A-like. Gene Ontology annotation, cellular component: endoplasmic reticulum tubular network. Gene Ontology annotation, biological process: endoplasmic reticulum tubular network organization. Bases 167 to 1429 code for a protein of 420 amino acids. The record is from RefSeq and is a predicted model, not a curated record. NCBI's taxonomy places the organism in Eukaryota, Metazoa, Arthropoda, Insecta, Diptera, Muscidae. The transcript has 7 exons.